AUGUGGUAUUUGAGCAAGACGUUCGCCUUCAUCGUGUUCAUGGUUGCUGUGUUUUGUGUGAGCAAAACAACGGAUCAACCUCUGUCACAACAGCACACAAGGCAAUCACCAAACCUUCGUUAUGGGUUCUAUCGGGAGAAAUGUGAGCAAGCAGAGCACAUUGUCCUUUCCACUAUGAGAGAACUCACAGCAGAAAACAGUGAUACUCCAGCUGCACUUCUUCGUCUACUCUUCCAUGAUUGCUUCAUUCGGGGAUGCGACGCUUCCAUUCUUUUAAAAGACCAUGCUAAUAAUGCAGGUCGGAGUGAGACAGAGGCUGCUCCUAAUCUUACCCUCAAAGGCUUUGAAAUGAUUGAUGUAAUAAAGCAAAGACUUGAAAAUGAAUGUCCAGCAACUGUUUCUUGUUCGGAUAUUCUUGUUCUUGCUGCCAGGGAUGGGAUUACCCUCGUACGUACGUUCUUCACUGUUUUUGUUAGUGAAACAUUCUUCCAACAGCACACUAUGUAUGGUUCACUUGACUUUGUGGAUGAAUUGGUUUUUGAAUGA
Molecule: messenger RNA, 546 nt
Organism: Telopea speciosissima
Lineage: Eukaryota; Viridiplantae; Streptophyta; Magnoliopsida; Proteales; Proteaceae
Product: putative Peroxidase 48
Exons: 3
Coding region: 1-546 (181 amino acids)
Biological process (GO): response to oxidative stress
Cellular component (GO): plasmodesma; plant-type cell wall
Molecular function (GO): heme binding; peroxidase activity
Source: RefSeq, a predicted model, not a curated record